AUGCGCGAGCUCGUCCACAUCCAGGGAGGGCAAUGCGGGAACCAAAUCGGCGCCAAGUUCUGGGAAGUAAUCGCCGACGAGCACGGCAUUGACCCUACAGGCACCUACCAUGGCGACUCCGAUCUCCAACUCGAAAGGAUCAACGUUUACUUCAAUGAGGCGACUGGAGGUCGCUACGUGCCGCGUGCCGUCUUGAUGGAUCUUGAACCAGGCACGAUGGACAGCGUCCGAGCUGGACCUUUCGGGCAGCUGUUCCGUCCUGACAACUUUGUCUUUGGGCAGACGGGAGCUGGGAGCACUGGGGCCGGCAUGGGCACGUUGCUGGUGUCAAAGGCCGUGCUGAGCUUCCACCAGCUCGUGGAGAAUUCCGAUGAGUCCUUCCUGUUGGACAACGAGGACUGA
This is a messenger RNA of Symbiodinium natans, 402 nucleotides long. The record is from the annotation of a GenBank genome assembly. NCBI's taxonomy places the organism in Eukaryota, Dinophyceae, Suessiales, Symbiodiniaceae.